Messenger RNA from Paracoccidioides brasiliensis Pb18, 747 nucleotides. RefSeq lists its product as uncharacterized. The coding region runs from base 1 to 747 and encodes 248 amino acids. The record is from RefSeq and is a predicted model, not a curated record. The transcript has a single exon.
AUGUCUUUUGAAUUUGACGAUGGGGGUGAGGUCAUACAUUCCUUGGGAAAUCGAACCGUCAUCCGUUAUGGAGAGGACAAAGUAGUUAAGUCUGGGUCGAUCAAUAUCAAUGAAGCAGAUACGUUGCGAUUUGUGGCGGAAAACACCACUAUCCCUGUUCCUCGUGUGCACGCAGUACGUCAGGAUGGAUACCGAAAAGCAAUUGUUAUGGACUACAUGCCUGGCACUCCCCUUGAAGAAGCCUGGGAGACCUUGACUCACGACCAAAGGAUAUCUGCUACCCGUCAAAUUGGUUCUUAUAUAUCCCAACUCCGUCGCCUGAAAGGGUCGUUUAUUGGCGGGCUGAAUCGGUGCCAAGCGACGGUUGGUCGAUAUGAUCGUGUAAGUUGCGGACCAUUCGACAAUGAAAAGGAUUUCAAUGAAUUCCUUCUUUCGAGGAUUAUUAAACAGGCACCAUCAACUCUGCGACAUUAUGCCAAAGCCUGUCUUAAAGAAAACCACGACAUUAUCUUUUCCCAUGGUGACCUGGCGCCGCGAAACAUUCUUGUGGAUCAACAUGGCAAUAUCACUGCAAUUAUUGACUGGGAGGACGCUGGGUGGUAUCCAGAAUAUUGGGAACACUACAGGGCUUUGAGGCAGUUGAAUCCAAUGCCUGGAUGGCCAGACUAUUUUAAUUACAUGCUUCCGCCUUGUUACGAGGAGGAGUAUGUAGGAAUUUCUUUCUUGUCAUCAAUUUCAGCUUUUUGA